Cotesia congregata is the source of this 882-nucleotide messenger RNA. NCBI's taxonomy places the organism in Eukaryota, Metazoa, Arthropoda, Insecta, Hymenoptera, Braconidae. The record is from the annotation of a GenBank genome assembly.
AUGCACUGUGUGGGGUUGGGAGUUUGUCGGCAGUUUGCAGGGCUUUGGUUUGACAGUAAAAAUAGCAAUGAAGAAUUUUAUUUUGGAGACCGAAUUGAUGUUGUGGAUAAUUUAAUAACCUCAUUUUUUCCUACUUCAACAUUUUUAAGAACGCCAAGAAAACUAUCCGACAGAGUUCAUUUUAAAGCUCACGAAUGGGUGGCUUUUCUUUUUGUAUACAGUCUACCGAUUCUUAAACUUGUGUUCCCAAAAAAAUUUGUUGAUCAUUGGGCAUUAUUAGUUGACGGCAUUUCUAUAUUAGUCAAAAAGUCUGUUAUGAAAUCUGAAUUAGUUUAUGCUGGUCAAUGCUUACAUGAAUUUAUUACUGGAGUCGAAAGUCUUUAUGGAAAGAAACAUGUCAGUUUUAAUGUUCAUUUACUGGCACAUUUAUCUGAGAGUGUUAAAAACUGGGGACCACUUCCUACUCAUAGCGCUUUUAUAUAUGAAGAUUUUAAUCAGACGAUACAAGAGUAUGUAAAAAGUUCUAAUGGUGUUCAUAUACAAAUUUGCGAUUCAUUCCGAAUAAAAUGCUGCAUUGACAGAUUAUUGAUUAUUUGUCAAAAUCAUCUAAACCACAAACAAAAAAAGUACUUGGAUGAGAUGUUGAAUCGAAAAUCAAGGCCAUCUUCUAAAUUACUACUUGGAAAUGUCGGUGUUUUAGGAAAACCAGUAAUAUUAUCUCAAUUACUCCCGUAUCAACUCACUGCGUUCCAGCGAUCGGAAAUCAUAGUUAAUAAAAAUGGUAUUUUUUUUAUUUACAAGCGAGGAAUAAUAAAUGAGAAGAUAAUUACGAGUACCUCUUACACACGUGAAAAAAAAGAGCAAAUUUUAAUGUUCAAUUAA